This is a messenger RNA of Pangasianodon hypophthalmus (striped catfish), 10936 nucleotides long. It is a transcript of the gene usp24, whose product is annotated as ubiquitin specific peptidase 24. Gene Ontology annotation, molecular function: cysteine-type deubiquitinase activity; cysteine-type endopeptidase activity; protein binding. The coding region runs from base 159 to 8075 and encodes 2638 amino acids. Gene Ontology annotation, cellular component: nucleus; cytosol. Lineage: Eukaryota; Metazoa; Chordata; Actinopteri; Siluriformes; Pangasiidae. The transcript has 67 exons. The record is from RefSeq and is a predicted model, not a curated record. Gene Ontology annotation, biological process: protein deubiquitination.
GGCCCGGCCCCGGCGGCGCUGCUCGCUCCCAGGCGGCUGUGUGACAGACAGACGGCGCAGCGCAGCGCGGACUGUAAACAUGGCGGCGUGCAGAGCCACAAGCCCGCGCCGCUGUUCGCCUCCUUAACUGAAGCCUGUAGAGUCGAGACAGCUGAGUCAUGGAGACCGAGGAAGAGCAGCACAUGACGACGCUCUUGUGCAUGGGCUUUCCGGAUCCCGUCGCCAUUCGGAAAGCGCUGCGUCUGGCCAAGAACGACAUCAACGAGGCCGUGGCUUUCCUGACCAACGAGAGCCCCGGACUCGGCUUUGGCUAUGAGCCGAUGGAGAGCGGCCCCAGCCCGGGCUCAGGGCCCGGCGGAGACCGCGACACCAGCGGGAGGACCGGCAGCAGCAGCAGCAGCGGUGGCGGCGGCGGAGGCGGAGGAGGAGGCAGCGGCGGCUUCGACCCUCCUCCCGCUUACCACGAUGUAGUAGAAAGCGAGAGGGCUAACGAUGAGAAUGGGAACUGUUCAGGGGGCAAUAUGGAGUUUCCCACCACCAACCUGUACGAGCUGGAGAGCAGGGUGUUCACUGACCACUGGUCAAUCCCAUACAAGAGAGAGGAGUCACUGGGGAAGUGUCUCAUCGCCUCCACCAGCCUCGCCAGAAUGGGCCUGGCUGAUGCAGAUGAGAACUGUAAGAGAUUCAUGGACAGAUGCAUGCCCGAGGCCUUCAAAAAGUUGUUGAUGUCAAGUGCAGUGCAUAAGUGGGGCACAGAGAUCCAUGAGGGCAUCUACAACAUGCUGAUGCUGCUAGUUGAUCUAGUGGCAGAGAGGGUCAAACAGGACCCCAUCCCUAUUGGCCUAAUGGGAGUACUCACUAUGGCUUUUAACCCCGAUAAUGAGUAUCACUUUAAGAACCGUAUGAAGGCGAGUCAGAGGAGCUGGGCCGAGGUGUUUGGGGAAGACAGCAUGUUUGCCGUCUCUCCCAGCUCCAGUUACCAGAAGGAGCCUCACGGAUGGCUGGUGGACCUUGUGAAUCGGUUUGGAGAAAUGGGUGGCUUCACUGCCAUUCAGAGCAAGCUGAAUCAAGAGGAGAUGGAGAUUGGGUGUGUGUCUGCGCUGGUGCAGCCGCUUGGUGUGUGUGCAGAGUACCUGAACUCCAGCCUGGUCCAGCCAAUGCUGGACCCGGUCAUCCACAAGAUGAUCACAUAUGUGCAGAAUCUUGAAGAGAAAGACCUAAAGGACAAGAGGUUGGUGAGCAUUCCAGACCUUCUCUCCGCCAUCAAACUGCUAUGCAUGAGGUUCCAGCGGGAGCUGGUCAAUGUGGUGGAUGACCUGAGGUUGGACAUCCUCCUGCGGAUGCUCAAGACCCCUCACUUCAGCGCCAAGAUGAACUCACUCAAAGAGGUCACCAAGCUGAUAGAGGAGAGCACGGUGUCUAAGACAGUGAAGAACGCCAUAGAUACGGACCGGCUCCUCGACUGGCUGGUGGAGAACUCGGUCCUCUCGAUAGCACUGGAAGGAAACAUUGACCAGGCGCAGUAUUGUGAUAGGAUAAAGGGAAUCAUUGAGCUGUUGGGCAGUAAACUCUCACUGGAUGAGCUUUCAAAGAUCUGGAAAAUACAAUCUGGCCAGUCCUCCACCGUCAUAGAGAACAUCCACAACAUCAUCGCCGCAGCAGCCGUCAAGUUCAACUGCGAGCAGCUCAACCACCUCUUUGUCCUCAUACAAAAAAGCUGGGAGGUUGAGACUGAUCGAGUCAGGCAGAAGCUUUUGAGUCUGAUCGGGAAGAUCGGCAGAGAGGCACGCUCGGAAACAACAACAGGAAAGGUGUUGGAGGUGCUCUGGGAGUUGGCCCAUCUUCCUACUCUUCCCACCACUCUGGUCCAGCAGGCCCUGGAGGAACACCUGACCAUCCUGAGCGAUGCCUACGCUGUCAAAGAAACUGUCAAGAAAAGCUACAUCAUCAAGUGUAUCGAGGACAUCAAGAAGAUACAAAUACAGGAGGAUUCAAAGUCUACCAGCGAGAUACAGGUGUCUUUUUUUACUGGCUCCUGGGGCAAGAAGAAACCAGCCUGGGCUAAAUCAUCCCAGCAGAGUAACCCCCAAUCAGUAUGGGUUGUUCCAGCCCUACGGCAGCUCCAUGAGAUUACUCGCUCCUUCAUCAAGCAGACAUACCAGAAACAGGAUAAGAGUAUAAUUCAGGACCUGAAGAAGAAUUUUGAGAUCGUGAAGCUGAUCACAGGCUCUCUAGUGGCAUGCCAUCGUCUGGCCGUGACAGCCGCUGGCCCCAGUGGUCUCUCAGGGUCCACUCUGGUGGAUGGACGAUACACUUAUCAAGAGUAUUUGGAAGGGCAUCUGAAGUUUUUGGCAUUCUUUCUACAAGAAGCCAGUUUGUACUUGGUGUGGAACAGAGCUAAAGAGAUCUGGGAGUGCUUGGUGUCUGGCAUGGACGUGUGUGAGCUAGACCGGGAGAUGUGUUUUGAAUGGUUCACUAAAGGACAACAUGAUCUUGAAAGUGAUGUUCAGCAACAACUCUUCAAAGAGAAGAUCCUUAAACUUGAGCCUUAUGAGAUUACUAUGAACGGGUUUAAUCUUUUUAAGACCUUCUUUGAGAAUGUGAAUCUCUGUGAUCAUCGUCUCAAACGGCAGGGAACUCAACUGUGUGUGGAGCGCUUAGACCUAAUCGGGAUGGACUUCAUCUGGAGAAUUGCCAUGGAGUCUCCUGAUGAGGACAUCGCCAACGAGGCCAUUCAGCUCAUCAUCACCUACAGUUACAUAAAUCUUAACCCCAAAAUGAAGAAGGAUUCAGUGUCCUUACAUAAGAAGUUCAUAGCUGAUUGUUAUAAGAGGUUGGAGGCUGCCAGCUCUGCCCUGGGUGGCCCAACCUUAACCCAUGCUGUUACACGAGCAACCAAGAUGUUGACAGCUACUGCCAUGCCAACCGUCGCCACAUCAGUGCAAUCACCCUCCAGGUCUACUAAGCUGGUUAUCAUUGAGCGGCUGCUGUUACUGGCUGAGAGAUAUGUCAUUACUAUCGAGGAUCUGUACUCUGUUCCUCGGACUAUUCUACCUCAUGGAGCUUCUUUCAAUGGCCACCCUGUAACGCUCCACAUAACCUACGAAUCUACCAAAGACACUUUCAGCUUGGAGGCUCACAGUAAUGAGACAGUUGGGAGCAUCAGGUGGAAGAUUGCAGAACAGCUUAGCUGUCCGGUGGACAAUGUGCAGAUAUUCGCCAACGACAGCAUGCUGACCAUGAACAGGGACCAGAAGCUGUUGAAUCAGCUGGGUUUCUCCGAUGAGCAGAGUCUGACAGUGAAGAGCUCAGGAACUGGCACUCCAUCAGGCAGCUCGGCAGACAGCUCGGCCUCCGCCAGCUCCAGCAGCAGCGGAGUCUUCAACUCAGCAUAUGCACUGGAGCAGGAGAAGUCUCUGCCUGGUGUCGUGAUGGCGUUAGUGUGUAACGUGUUUGAGAUGUUGUAUCAGCUGGCUAACCUAGAGGAGCCUAGAAUAACUUUACGUGUGCGGAAGUUGUUGCUGCUCAUCCCAACUGAUCCGGAGGUGCAGGAUGCCCUGGAUAACUUUGUACCAAAAGAGUCCAGUGUGUGGAGCCACCAGAAAACUCUGUUCACAUUGGGUUCUGGAUCUCAGGCCUCCAAGUCUCCAUCUCUGUCCAGCAAGCAGCAGCAUCAGCAGAGUGCAGCAUCCAUCCUGGAGUCAUUGUUCCGCUCCUCUGCCCCGGGCAUGUCCACUUUCAGAGUGCUCUAUAAUCUUGAGGUGCUGAGCUCAAAAUUGAUGCCUACCUCAGAUGAUGAGAUGGCAAAGACUAGUGUGAAGUCCUUCUGUGAGAAUUUUCUCAAAGCUGGAGGUCUUAGUCUGGUGGUUAAUGUCAUGCAGAGGGACUCGAUCCCCUCUGAAGUGGACUAUGAGACCAGACAGGGAGUCUACUCCAUCUGCCUGCAGCUUGCAAGAUUCUUACUAGUAGGACAAACAAUGCCAAGCAUCCUGGAUGAAGAGUUGAGUAAAGAGGGUGUGGACACACUGUCCUCUCGGCCCUUUCGUAAUGCGGGCAGGCAGAGCGGACGGCAGCUCUCGCUCUGUGGAACGCCGGAGAAAUCCUCCUACAGACAGAUGUCCAUGUCUGAUAGGUCCUCCAUUAGAGUAGAGGAGAUUAUACCAGCAGCACGUGUUGCCAUUCAGACAAUGGAGGUGGGAGACUUUACUUCUACAGUGGCCUGCUUCAUGCGCCUCACCUGGGCUGCAGCUGCUGGCCGAUUGGACCUCGUGGGCAGCAGCCAGCCAAUCAGAGAGAGCACCAAUUCUCUGCUGCCUCUGGGAGUCCGUAGCAGGGUUAGCAGCACAGGCAGUAACUGCAGCUCCAGCAGUGAAGGAGAGGUCACCACAUUGCAGGCCGGCAUCUGUGUCAAACAACAGUGUGUGUCCAUUAAAGAUACAAUCAUCGCUCGAGAAGCUCUUUCACUCUUGGUCACCUGCCUGCAGCUUCGCUGUCAACAGCUUUCUUCUUUCUAUAACCUGCCCUGUGUGAAUGAUUUUAUCAUCGAUAUUCUGCUGGGAUCUCCCAGUGGAGAGAUCCGGCGGGUGGCAUGUGAUCAGCUGUACACUUUGAGUCAGAGUGAUACAUCAGCAUAUCCAGAGCUGCAAAAGGCCAAUCUGUUUCUGCUAAAGGUGGUGUUGACUGCCCAGCUCCCACUCUGGUCUCCCACCAGUGUCAUGAGGGGCAUCAACCAGAGGUUGCUUUCACAAUGCACAGAGUAUUUUGACCUGCGAUGCCAACUUCUGGAUGAUCUGACUAACUCGGAGAUGGAGCAGCUGCAGAUCAGCCCAGCAGCCAUGUUGGAGGAUGAGAUCAGCUGGCUGGAUAACUUUGAGCCAACGUGGACCAGUGAGCUGGAGACCAGCGAGGCUGACAACAUCCUGCAGGCCGGCCAUCUGCGCCUCAUUAAGACCCUGCUCUCGCUCUGCGGCAAUGAGAAGGAGCAGUUUGGCCCCUCCCUUAUCCAGCAGCUGCUGGAUGACUUCCUGUUUCGAGCAUCACGCAUUAUCCUGAAUAGCAACAACCCUUCCAGCAGCACAGCCCCUCUCCAUGACUUCCACCCAAAGUGCAGUACAGUCAGCAGUCGGUUAGCAGCGUAUGAGGUGUUGGUGAUGUUGGCUGACAGCUCUAUCACCAACUUGCAGCUUAUCACUCGAGAGCUGCUCUCUAUGCACCACCAGGCCGACCCCUCUCUCUCUAAGGAGUUCGAUUACCUCCCACCGGUGGAUGGCCGCUCCAUAUCGGGGUUCGUGGGGCUGAAGAAUGGUGGGGCGACCUGCUACAUGAACGCUGUCUUUCAGCAACUCUAUAUGCAGCCUGGCUUACCUGAGGCGAUCCUGUCGAUAGAAGAUGACACCGAGAACCCAGAGGAGAGUGUGUUCUGUCAAGUGCAGUCCCUUUUUGGCCAUCUGAUGGAGAGCAAGUUGCAGUACUACGUACCUGAGAACUUCUGGAAGAUCUUUAAGAUGUGGAACAAGGAGCUGUAUGUGCGAGAGCAGCAGGAUGCCUACGAGUUCUUUACCAGCCUCGUGGACCAGUUGGAUGAGCAUCUGAAGAAAAUUGGAAGAGAGCAGAUCUUCAAAAAUACAUUCCAGGGUAUUUUCUCUGACCAGAAAAUAUGCAAAGACUGUCCACACAGAUAUGAGCGUGAGGAAACCUUCAUGGCACUGAAUCUAGGGGUGACGUCAUGUCAGAGUUUGGAGAUUUCUCUCGAUCAGUUUGUCAGAGGAGAGGUGCUGGAGGGCAGCAAUGCUUACUAUUGUGAGAAAUGCAAAGAGAAGAGGACUACAGUGAAGCGCACAUGUAUUAAGUCAUUGCCCAGUGUGCUGGUUAUCCAUCUCAUGCGAUUUGGCUUCGACUGGGAGAGUGGACGCUCCAUUAAAUACGACGAACAGAUAAGAUUCCCGUGGGUGCUGAACAUGGAGCCGUACACAGUGUCUGGCAUGGCUCGACAAGACUCCAGUUCAGAUCACGGAGAGAACAGCAGGGGGGGAGAGGCUGGGCCUGGAGGCUCCCCACGCAAGAAAGUCACCAUUUCUGAGAACUAUGAACUUGUGGGAGUGGUGGUACACAGCGGUCAGGCACAUGCAGGACACUACUACUCCUUUAUAAAAGACCGCAGGGGGGGUUCGCGAAGCAGAUGGUACAAGUUUAACGAUAACGUUGUUGAAGAGUUUGACAUGAACGAUGAAACCCUGGAGUACGAGUGUUUUGGUGGAGAGUACAGACCCAAAGUCUACGAUCAGUCUAACCCAUAUCCAGAUGUGCGGCGACGCUACUGGAAUGCUUAUAUGCUGUUUUACCAGCGCAUCAGUGAGCAGAACUCGCCUGUGUUACCCAAAAAGAGCCGCGUCAGCGUCAUGAGACAGGAAGCCGAGGACCUGUCCCUGUCUGCCCCAUCCUCUCCUGACAUUUCCCCCCAGUCAUCCCCACGACCCCCCAGAGCCAAUAAUGACCGGCUCACUCUGCUCACCCGGCUGGUCAGGAAGGGCGAGAAAAAGGGCCUCUUUGUGGAAAAGAUGCCUGCCAGGAUCUUCCAGAUGGUGAGGGAUGAGAACCUAAAAUUCAUGAAGAACAGAGAUGUGUACAAUAGUGAUUACUUUAACUUCACCCUGUCACUGGCCUCCGUCAACUCGACGAAGCUGAAGCAUCAAUCCUAUCAGGCCAUGGCGAAGACCAGCCUGCAGCUGGCUGUGCAGUUCCUGUUCCACACUUACCUGCGCACCAAGAAGAAGCUUCGGGUUGAUACAGAGGAGUGGAUAGCUACAGUGGAGAUGCUGCUGUCUAAGAGCAGUGAGGCAUGUCGGUGGAUGGUGCAGUAUCUGGUGGCCGCUGAGGGACGGGAGAUAAUCAAGAACUGCCUGUUGGAGUGUAAUGUGCGGGAGGUGCGUGUAGUGGUGGCCUCCAUCCUUGAGAAAACUUUAGAGAGUGCACUAUGUUUCCAGGAUGCAGGGCUGGACUGCCUUUUAGACAUGCUGCUCUCUUUGCUUGACAAGGACGUACCAGAGAACUGCAAAAACUGCUCACAGUACUUCAGCCUGUUUAGUAACUUUGCACAGAGGGGAUUCGGGCCUUGUCAACUACUGUUAAAGCAUGCUGCUUAUCGAAGGAUGCUCAUCUUCCUGUUGGGUCCUAAUAGACAGAACAAUCAGAACCGCCGGUGGAAUUCAGCUCAGGCACGAGAGUUCCUACACUUGCAUAACACGCUUGCCCUGGUGGUGCUACACACAGACCUCACAUCUCAGAGAACAGAGACUCCUGGAACGUUCAAACAUAGCUCCUCUGGCCUAGUGUCUUCAACCUCACUCCUGCCACUGCACCCAGAUGUCAACACACUGCUGUUCAAACCUGAGGGACAGCCUUACCUUAUGGAGGUAAUGUUUGCUAUGCGUGAGCUGUCUGGACCGCUGUCCUUCCUCAUAGAGAUGGUGACAUACUGCUGCUUUUGUAACGAGCCUUUCUCUCUGGGAGUGCUACAUCUGCUUAAGAAUCAGCUGGAGACAGCUCCUCCUCACGAGCUCAAGAAUGUCUUCCAAAUGCUUCUGGAGAUUCUGAUGGUAGAGGACCCUCUGCAGUCCCAGAGACUCAAAUAUGCAUUCGAAUCUGAGAAAGGGCUUCUGGCUUUGAUGCAUCAGAGCAACAAUGUGGACAGCAGCCGCUGCUACCAGUGUGUCAAGUUCCUCGUCACUUUAGCUCAGAAGUGUGCUCCUGCUAAAGACUACUUCAAGGAGCUGUCAGGGCACUGGAGCUGGGCAGUGCAGUGGCUGCAGAAAAAGAUGUCAGAACAUUACUGGACACCUCAGAGUAACGUGUCCAAUGAGACGUCCACGGCUAAAACCUUCCAGCGGACCAUCUCAGCACAGGAUACAUUGGCCUAUGCCACAGCUCUGCUGAAUGAAAAGGAACAGUCUGGCAGCAGUAAUGGCUCUGAUGGCAGCCCAGCUAAUGAGAACUCAGACCGCAGCCUCAGACAGGGAUCGGAGUCUCCUAUGAUGUUGGGUGAUUCUAAGAGUGAUUUAGAAGAUGUUGACCCCUAGCUCUCUUCAUCAGCAAUAGGGGCACUUUUUUACACAAGCAAAAAACAAGAUUCCCUCCAAUGGAGAGAUAUUGUAGCUCCAAGCAGCCAAUCGAAAGACUGCAUUUGACCUCCUGGGUGGCACAAAACGGAUAAUCGGGAAACAAGAGGCACAAACCCAGCCAAUGAGAUUUCUCACUGCAGGUUGCUCUAAAGUAAAGAAAUGGAAUAAAUGGUCGUGGCUGGUCAAGGCAGUGGCUGAGGUUGAUAAGACCGGAGCUCAACUCCCACUGGAUAUCGUGUGUUUACUGAGAUCCCAUCAUGUAGCCUGAGCUCAGUAGAACAUGGAGGAGGUUUUUGUUUUGUGUCACUUUUCACACACGUGCAGGAUUUAGUGGUGCUGAGGAAGGGUGUUUUAAACAACAGAAAAAGGAAAGAAAAAGAAGACUGUUUGUGGAUAUUUGCCAAUAUAAUAAGAGAUGCAUUCAUGAAAAAUUUAAAGCUGUGUUCCAUAGGUGUAAUUUCAAAUGUAAAAUAAUAUUUUUAAGAAUUCUAUACUUUUUUCUUUUGUUUGAGAGGUGCCUCGUAAUCAACUCUAAGAGGAACUUGCUACUCUUAGCUACUUAAAUGACAGUUGUUCUCUCUCUCUCUCUCUCUCUCUCUCUCUCUCUCUCGCUGGUAUUUUUUUAAAUGCACUUUAUAUAUGACUUCAUUUUGUCAGGUCUGAGAAGGUGACAUUUGACAGGCGAUUGAGUGGCCAUGUUCUUUGCUGCUUUGCUUUUUUUCAUUUUUUUUUUUUUUCGUUUUGGCACUGUCAGGAAGAGGGCAUUGUGUAUUUCAUAGAAUUCACAACAACUGUCAUAACUGAUACAGUAUCCUUGGAAAUUAAGAGCCUGUUUCCAGACAUUUUGAAGUUUGGCUAAACUUGUGGAGUUCAUUUGGAGAGCUUCAGCUGUCUGCAUAUAGCUUUCUUUCAAAAACCUAUAGCCCAUCUACUUCCACAAGAUGACACAAGGAACUUGUAUGUAAAAAGAAAGUAUUGGAAAAUGUCUGGAAAUCUUCCUGAUUUUGAUUUUCCUUUCAAAAUGACAAGUGCCAGAACGAACCAAUCGGCGUCUUAUUGUGGAGGUGAAAUUUCACAAUCAUGCUCUAUCUGCUGUUUUUUUCCCUCUUUGGUAAUGUGUUUAUCUCAGGCUUGCUGCAGUGGGUCUGCCCCUGCAGCCUGUUAGUUUUCAUGUGGAUGCCAAUAUAAAUGACACGUACACACACAUGCACACAGACACACACUCUCUCACUCACUCCUGGACCUCUCUAGGCUCUUUUGUGUUACUGUAUGUGUAGACGGAGAAAAUGUGUUUAUAUUAUUCACUGUUGCUGCAUCUGUCCAGAACACUUACUCACCAAAUCACAUACACAUGCACAUCAACAAACAUCCAAUGCCUACUGAGAGCCCGGGGUGAGCUAGUCAGAUCACACAGCCAACCUCACACUCGUUGCUUUGAGCUUUAACUUGGAUGCUUGUUCAGGGGUUUUCUUUGCCAAGAGCUAUUUUAUAGUUAUUUGCCUGUAUUUGUUUGUCCAUGUCUGUCUGCCUUAUACCAUGUGCAUAUGUGGUACAUACACACAACAACAACAACAACAACAACAACGGCACUGUUGCCAAAAGAAAGAAAAGGAGUGUAGAGGAGGAACUUGAGUGCCAAGGACUAUUUGGUGCUUGCCAUGAUGUUUGGCCUUUAGUUAUGCUGACUGUAUUCCUCUCUCUCACUCUCAUUCUCACUCUCAGUCUCUCUCAUCCUCUCACCUCCUUUUCAUGCUCCAGACUGGAGCCAGGAUCUCAGCAAAGUGUCAGGGCCAGUUGCUGCUUAUUUUGUAUUUAGUCUAGUACACUUUAGCGACAUUCAUACAAUGUUUACAAAAGAACCUAUCUCAGCACUGCAUUGCAUAAAGGCAUUUGUUUUCUGAGAGAAAUGGAAAGGGAUGCUGCGUGACUCAUCAUUUAAUAGCCAACAUAAUUGUGCUGUUUUAGAGCCUAAACUGAGUGAUGACAAUGGAGCAAAAAACUAGAGAAGAGAAAUGCUGUCGUUUAAUCCGGUAUCACCAGUCAUUGUUAGUGUGUUACUUCGCUUAUGCAUGUAUGUUUGUGAAUGUAAGUGUGAAACCUUGACAUUAAUCUCUUUGGGUAAAUGUAUUUUGGAGUGAUAACAAUCACCAUGAAACAAAUAGAGGGUCUUAUUGCUCCUGAUGCCAUAUGACUCUCUUGCUCUUUUUCUAAACAAUCAACAAACUACAGUUAUCUCCUGUAGUUAAAUCAUUGUAACAGCAUAGGUCAGACGAACUCAGUGCUUUUUUCGGGUUUUUGGAUAAUCUGAUGCUGAAAUCCACAUGUAGCUAUAUUUCAGUCUCCCAUUAGACCUGGCUUGUCACUUUUCAAUGGUAAUGUGGACCUGCUUUCAGCUUCUGACUUCCUUUAUCAGACUGUCCCAUCAACAAUCAGCUUGCAUCAGCCCCAGGAUUGGACAGAUUCUUGAAUGUCACUCAACACUGGAUCUUUUUUUAUUUGGCCAAAUAGAAAUGAAAACAAAACAAGAACUACUCUAGGUACAGGCUUGAGUAAAGAAGACACACCAAAACACUUUGAAUUCAGAUUCUAUUGUAUUUCCAUUCGAUAUACUAGUGUUACCCUCUUUUGAGCCUUUUUUUUUAAAUGUUGAUUGACUGGAGCUGGAGACACUUAAAUGGUUUUAUUACUUGCACCUCUGCCGAGUGUGUGGAUGAUCAGAAUUCAAAAAUGCAUGUUCAAACCACAUUUUAAUUUGUAAAUGAGAGUUUGAUUAUGGGAACUAUUUGAUAUAAAAAUGAAUAAAACUGGAAUGCAGAACA